CAUUCGAGUCAAAUACUCAAAUAUAAAAUCUUAAUUUUUAAAAAUGUAUUUUUACUAUGUAUUUUAGUUAUAAAUUAAAUACAAAUUCGCUAUAAAUUUAAAACAUUCAAUUCGAUGUAAAAAUUUUAUAGUAUAAUUAUUUAUUUAGAUAAAUUCACUGUUCUUAGACAAUUUGUAAUUUUUUAAAUUUAUUUAAACAACUUAUAUCUACCUAAAAGCUACUUCCAAUAUGCAGAACAAACUAUUAAUUAUUCCACUAUUAAUGUUAUUAGGGAAUGGAUGCAAUGCAGAUUAUACGACUAAUGAAUGUUCAUUACUGGGUUUCAAUAAAGCAAAUCUUUUAUGUUCAUCUUGUGAUCAACUUAAAAAGUUCCAAUUGACAUCACUAAGAGAACACUGCAUGAACUGUUGUCAAAUUGAUGAAGAAAAAUCUAUUAAAGUAUAUGCAAAAGCCAGAUUGGAAGUUUGUACUUGUAAAUUUGGCGCUUAUCCUCAAAUACAAGCGUUUAUAAAAAGCGAUCGUCCCAACAAGUAUCCAAACUUAACAAUCAGAUAUGUACGUGGGUUGGAUCCACUAAUUAAACUCAUGGAUAGCAGUGGAAAUGUGCAGGAGGUUUUGGCAAUUGAACGAUGGGACACCGAUACAGUGGAUGAAUUCUUGAGCACUCAUUUAGAACGCAUCGAAGAUGAUUACCGGUCAAACCUAGUGUAAACUGUUUAAUGAGUAUUAUUAUAUUUGUACGUGUUUUCUUUUCAUUUAUACUACCACAAUUUUAUAAUGUUAAUAAUAUUCGUGUCGGAGUGUCAUAAUAAUUAUUACGCAUGAGCUCGGCUGCAUACAUACAGAGUAUCCCUUUACGAUAAUUAUAUAUUUUACGAAUAAUAGAACUUCGUGUACUUUUUUA
Molecule: messenger RNA, 905 nt
Organism: Aphis gossypii (cotton aphid)
Lineage: Eukaryota; Metazoa; Arthropoda; Insecta; Hemiptera; Aphididae
Product: selenoprotein F
Exons: 5
Coding region: 230-712 (160 amino acids)
Cellular component (GO): endoplasmic reticulum lumen
Molecular function (GO): oxidoreductase activity
Source: RefSeq, a predicted model, not a curated record